CAAGAAAGCAAAAAUUCUACGACAGGCUAACCCUGUUAAUGAGUUUCGCAAGCCUGGGCGAUCGGAGAAUCAUGGGAUACGAGAAGCCUCCAAGAUUGUCGUUCAACACGAAAAUCAUGAAAUACUUUGGCCCGGUGUGCGUCGUCUCACAACUCAUGUAUUUGUAUGCUAAUUACGGCGACCUUACUUUUGAUAUAUUGGGCAUUAUUUUCUCGAUUUUUCCUGCUACUUGUUUGGCUAAUGUCAACAUCGCGUCAUCUAAAUUGAAAAGCUAUAAACGACUCAUUGGUACGCUAUUCACUGAAAUACACUUGCACACUGUUUACAAAGAAAAUAAGAACGAUUUUGUGAAAAGUAGGCUACUUAAAACUGAGCGCUACACACGCUGGACGACGUGCUAUUUAGUAUUCUUCUUCAUCAUCAAUUGGCUAGGAUGGAUUUGUAUAACUGCUGUGAAUAACUAUAAUAACAAAGAACUAGUUCUCAACCACACGGCCCGACUACAAACUUGCGUUUUCUUAUGGUUACCUCUUGACUAUAGUUACAAUUUCCAAUAUUGGUAUGUCAUUCAUACCAUCAAUUUUCAUAUCGUUGGCUGCGGUGUGACGGUAAUAGCGGUAUUUCAAUCCCUGAACAACAUAUUCGUUUAUAACCUCAUCGGACAUAUUCAAAUAUUGAAACAUAAAAUAAAAACCGAUUUCGAAGGAGACUUAAGUGACGCAGAAGUCCAUGAAAGGCUUGUUAAAAUUAUCAAGUACCACUCAUUUAUCACACAUGUAUUCAAAGAGGUCGAAUAUGCAUUUGGUUUCAACGUUAUAGCGAAUUACACACAAAAUCUUGUUGGAAAUAGUAUUGUUCUCUAUCAACUUAUGUAUGGGGGGAGAGAAAAUAUGAUGUUAUACAUAACAAUGAUUAUGGCAUAUACAGGUGGACCAAUUUUGAUGUCAUUUGUACUCGAAGAAGUUAAAAAACAGACCGAUGAUCUGCCAGAAGUAGUAUACAGUAUGCCAUGGGAAAACAUGUCGGUAUCCAAUCAGAAGACUGUGCUACUUAUUUUACAGCGGGUACAAAUUGUUUUCGAGUUUGAGGCACUUGGAAUAUUGAUUGCCGGUGUCAAACCAAUGCUUUCGAUAUUGAAAACAACAUUUUCAUAUUACGUGAUGCUGGAAACCACUAUGUCAAUGAAUUCUUAAUAUUCAUAAUAUCUACAUUUUACUCGUACAUUUUCUCACGAGCAGCAUAAUAUGGAAAUAAUUGCACUAUUAAACAAUAA
Maniola jurtina (meadow brown) is the source of this 1273-nucleotide messenger RNA. RefSeq names its product odorant receptor 22c-like (gene Or-6). The record is from RefSeq and is a predicted model, not a curated record. Gene Ontology annotation, cellular component: plasma membrane. Gene Ontology annotation, biological process: sensory perception of smell; detection of chemical stimulus involved in sensory perception of smell. NCBI's taxonomy places the organism in Eukaryota, Metazoa, Arthropoda, Insecta, Lepidoptera, Nymphalidae. Gene Ontology annotation, molecular function: olfactory receptor activity; odorant binding.